UGGUGCUCUGUGUCCCUCGGACACAGCGGAUCACCGAUCACGGAAAGAGCUGAAGAUGUCGGCUCGGUCAUGUCCAAUCACGGCUGAUCACAUGGGACAUGUACACUGAUCAUCAGGGCACUGAUGAUCAGUGUGCCCUGAUGAUCAGUGUAGCCCCAGCAGUGCCACCUGUCAAAGUCCAUCAGUGCCGAUCAGUGCCACGUGCCAGAUCAAUGCCACAUAUCAGUGCAUACCAGUGCACAUCAAUGCCACAUAUCAGUGCCCAUCUGAGCUGCCUUUCAGUGUCAUCCAUCAGUGCCAGUCAGCGCCACCUAUCAAUGCCAAUCAGUACCACCUAUCAGUGCUGCCAAUCAGUGCCACCUAUCAGUGCCAGUCAGUGCCACCUAUCAGUGCCAGUCAGUGUGCAUCAGUGCCACCUAUCAGUGCCAGUCAGUGCCGCCUAACAGUGUCAGUCAGUGCCGCCUAACAGUGCCAUAUAUCAGUGCCAUAUAUCAGUGCCAUGUAUCAGUGCUGCCUUUCAGUGCCCAUCAGUGAUGCUUGUCAAUGCCCAUCAGUGCCACCUACCAGUGCCUCCUCAUCAGUGCCCAUCAGUGCCACCUAUCAGUGUCCAUCAGUGCAGCCUAUCAGUGCCCAUCACUGCAGCCUCAUUAGCGCACAUCAGUGAAGGAGAAAAAUCACUUAUUUACAAAAUUU
Staurois parvus is the source of this 693-nucleotide messenger RNA. NCBI's taxonomy places the organism in Eukaryota, Metazoa, Chordata, Amphibia, Anura, Ranidae. The record is from the annotation of a GenBank genome assembly.